This is a messenger RNA of Eutrema salsugineum, 1505 nucleotides long. RefSeq lists its product as uncharacterized. The record is from RefSeq and is a predicted model, not a curated record. The transcript has a single exon. The coding region runs from base 264 to 1403 and encodes 379 amino acids. Lineage: Eukaryota; Viridiplantae; Streptophyta; Magnoliopsida; Brassicales; Brassicaceae.
AAAAUGAUAAAUUUAAGGGAGACAAAUAUUCUGGCAAAAAUUAGAAGAAAAAUAUUGAAAAAGACAUAAAAUAGCGUCGCACCUACUCUUCUUCUAUACCUUUAGUAUCUCUCCUGUCUUCAUACACCUUUACAUUCCUUCUCCUCUCCUCUUCAUCAUUUCUUCUUCUUUACACCUCUCCAAUGGUUGAUUAAACUGCUAAACACUAACUCUCUCUCUCUCUCUCUCUCUCUCUCAAAGUCUAGCGAUAACUACUCUCGUGAAUGGCGGCGCGAAAACUCGGGUCGUUGAUACGUCAACAUUUUCUCUCUCUUAUCUUCCUCUUCCUCGGCUGUUUCUUCUUCUCACGAGGAGGAGACUGUAGACAUAAGAGGAGGAAGAAGAAGCUUAGAACAGUAUCUUCUUCAUCACCUUCUGCUUCCGGUUUAUCCUCUUCUUGGUCCUACUUAAAACGGGUUUUCUUAUCCACGACGAGGAUAUCCAAAUCCCGUAACCAAACGCACCCUAACGGUCCUACUCUCACAUCCGCUAGAUCUUCUCAGAACUCUCUCGUCACUCUCGUCCAACCAGAUACGACGAAUCAACCCGACCCGGAAACCCGUAUCGAAACCGGGUUCUCGGAUUCGGAUUCUCUGUUUCUCCCUCUGCGCAGCGAGAUUUACUCCUGCACGUCGUGCGGCGAGGUUUUCCCCAAAAUCAACCUCCUCGAGCACCACAUCGCGGUUAAGCACGCCGUAUCGGAGCUAAUCGACGGCGAAUCGAGCACGAACAUCGUGAAGAUCAUAUUCAAAUCGGGUUGGCCCGAACAGGGGAACAAAAUCCCGGAGAUCCAUCGGAUCCUGAAAGUCCACAACAGCCAAAAGAUUCUCACGAGAUUCGAGGAGUAUCGAGAGUUCGUCAAGGCGAAAGCCGCUCGUAGCGGCGGAGGAAGACGGUGGGACGACGAACGGUGCGUCGCCGACGGGAACGAGCUCCUGAGAUUCUACUGCUCGACGUUCAUGUGUGACCUAGGGCAAAACGGUAAUUCCAGUCUCUGCGGACAUCAGUACUGCAGCAUCUGCGGGAUAAUCGGAUCCGGGUUCUCGCCGAAGCUCGACGGGAUCGCGACGCUUGCGACGGGGUGGAGAGGACACGUGGCGGUUCCUGAGGAGGUGGAGGAAGAGUUUGGGUUUAUGAACGUGAAACGGGCGAUGCUGGUUUGUCGGGUCGUAGCGGGUCGGGUCGGGUGUGAUUUGAUUCCGGAUGAUGAUGACGUGGAUAAGAGCGAUGGAGGGUUUGAUUCUCUGGUUGGGCAAGGGACGAGGAGCAAGAGUGGGGCCCUUUUGAGGAUCGACGAUGAGGAGCUUCUCGUGUUUAAUCCAAGGGCUGUGCUUCCUUGUUUUGUGAUAGUGUAUACUGUGUAAGCGGAAUUCGAUUGUUAUAAUCGCGUGUGUGUGUGUUUGUUAUAUAUUUGUCACAAACUCGCAAGGUUUUUGUGGUUUUUUUUGGAGGUGGUUUAGAAGUAA